Messenger RNA from Symphalangus syndactylus (siamang), 1993 nucleotides. RefSeq names its product nuclear pore complex-interacting protein family member A2-like. NCBI's taxonomy places the organism in Eukaryota, Metazoa, Chordata, Mammalia, Primates, Hylobatidae. The record is from RefSeq and is a predicted model, not a curated record.
CUCUCCGUUCCCGCAGCCAGAUGAGGCGAGGGAGCGACCUCCAGGUAUGAUCUCGUGAAUCCUUGAGAGAAACUGAAUGACGAAUGAAACUAUUGUUCCUGUUCCACACAGAAGAAAACUGAGGUUAAAAGGGAUGGUGAAGCUGUCUAUUGUCCUGACCCCACAGUUCCUGUCCCAUGACCAGGACCAGCUCACCAAGGAGCUGCAGCAGCACGUAAAGUCAGGGACGUGCCCAUGCGAGUACCUGAGGAAGGCUGGAGUGCAGUGGUGGUGUGAUCUCAGCUCACUGCAACCUGUGCCUCCCGAGUUCAAACGGUUCUCUGCCUCAGCCUCCCGAGGAACUUGGAUUACAGGUGCCCGCUGCCAUGCCCAGGUGUCUUUCCUCAAGACUGUCUUAAAGUCACGAAAUGUACAUGACAGAUCCACGGAUGUACAGCGGAGAGCCUGGAGGUCCAAUAGCCGUGGCCAGGAAGGGCAAAGGUCCACUCGUAUGCACACAAAGAAAAGGGUUUCUUCCUUUCCAGGAAAUAAAAUUGGCAUGGAAGACCUCUAUACUUCACUGAGAUAUAUGGAAGCCAAAGUUCUAGCUGAAGUCCACAAGGUGACGACGAAGGUCAAGUCAUUACAAAAUAAGUGGACAGAGGAAGACUCCCAAGGAAGAGUCAGAAUGGCUGCAGUGGAGCAUCAUCAUUCCUCAGGAUUGCCCUACUGGCCCUACCUCACAGCAGAAACUUUAAGAAAAAGGAUGGGCCGCCAGGCACCUCUUCCAACUCAGUGUCAUCUGGGAGGUCAACCACCUCCACCAGCUAAAGGUUGUCUGAGACCUCUGAAUCUUUCUCGACUACAGUGUCGAGUAGGACCUCAACCACAUUCUAGAACUGAUGAUUUUCUGAGAAGAGAGAAACCUCAAGUCGAGUGUGCCCUGGGACCUGUACCAUUUCCACCAACUGGUGAUUUUGUGAGCCUCAAAACACCUCCCGAGGGUCCUCUGGUACCUCUUCAACCUUCUCCAGUGGAUGAUUUUGUGACACCAGAGACACCACCCAUUGAGUGUCUCCGGGGACCCGUACCAUCUCCUCGAGGUGAUGAUUUUAGGAAACGCAAGAAACCUCCUGACUCUUUUCGUACUUCUUCCACGUUCUCUCCAGUUAAUGAUUCUCUGAGCCUCAAGACACCUCUCGAGUGUCUUCUGGUAGCUCUUCCACAUUCUCCAGUAGACGAUUUUCUAACACCAGAGACACCGACCAUCAAGUCUCGCCGGGGACCUGUACCAUCACCUCAAGGUGAUGAUUUUAGGAGACGCAGGACACCUCCCGACUCUUUUUUUGUAUGUCUUCCACCUUCUCCGGUGGAUGAUUCUCUGAGCAUCAAGACACCUCCUGAGUGUCUUGUGGCAAAUCUUCCACCUUCUCCAGUGGAUUAUUUUGUGACACCAGAGACAACGCCUUUCGAGUGUCGCCAGGGACCUGUACCAUCUCCUCAAGGUGAUGAUUUUAGGAGACUCAAGAAACCGCCUGACUCUUUUUUCCUACCUUCUACAGUGGAUGAUUUUCGGACACCAGAGACACCUACCGUCAGGCGUCGCCGGGGACCUGUACCAUCUCCUCGAGGUGAUGAUUUUAGGAGAUGCAAGAAACCUCCCGACUUUUUUCGUACCUCUUCCACCUCCUCCAGUUGAUGAUUCUCUGAGCCUCAAGACACCUCCCGAGUGUCUUCUGUUAUCUCUUCCACCUUUUCCAGUGGAUGAUUUUGUGACACCAGAGACACUGCCCGUCGAGUGUUGCCGGGGACCUGUACCAGCUCCUUGAACUGAUGAUUUUAGGAGACGCAAGAAACCUCCCGACUCUUUUUUCAUAGCUCUUCCACCUUCUCCAGUUGAUGAUUCUCUGAGCCUCAAGACACCUCCCGACUGUCUUCUGGUACCUCUUCCACCUUCUCCAGCGCACAAUUUUCUGACAGCAGAGACACCGCCCGUCGAGUGUCGCCGGGGACC